GAAUAAUGUUGGAAUACUCAAUAUGUCGUUUGAUUAUCACGUUGGAAUACUCUUUAGAUAAUAAGCAUAACAGUUUCUUGAGAUUUUCUUUAUUUGUUUGCUGGCUGAAGCCUGCAUUUUGCUACUGAUUUGUCCUGUUACAGAACCGGAAAUACAUGUGUGGUGCUGCAAGGAGUUUAUGCAGACCCUGACUAGGUCCAACGAUUAAUCCAAGGAAAUGUUACCUAGUGUUAAGCAGUCAUUGUUCUAGCACAUCACUUUCUUAAGCACCUUCACAUCAGCUGAGAAAACUACUUAUAUAAACAAGGCUUGCUUGAAUAGUUCAUUCAGUCCUCAGUCGGGAUUCUUAAAGUUCUCAGUUUCUGACAAUUAAUGGCUUCCCUGAGCAGCCUCCAGAAGAGCAUAAUACUCGUUCUGACAAUUCUCGUCGCAGGAGCCAAUGCUGCAGAUAUCUUCCUGACAUGGAAUGUUUCACUUGAUACUACCCUCAACCCGAUCACUGUCCAGCAACCUGUUAUUACCAUCAAUGGGAGGUUCCCAGGACCGACAAUCAAUGCGACUACCAAUGACUUCGUCCAUGUCAAUGUCUUCAACGACUUGGACGAGUCAUUGCUGUUUACAUGGAAUGGGAUACAGCAGAGGCUAAACUCAUGGCAAGAUGGAGUUUCAGGAACAAACUGUCCCAUUCAGCCUGGUCAAAACUGGAGAUACAAGUUCCAGACAAAGGAUCAGAUUGGCAGCUUCUUCUACUUCCCAUCAAUCAACUUCCAGAAGGCUGGUGGUGGGUUCGGUGCGAUUCGGGUCAAUAACCGUGAAGUCAUUGCUGUUCCAUUCCCAAAGCCAGAGGACGAGUUUGACCUUCUCAUUGGUGACUGGUACUAUGACAGCUACCAGAUGAUAAGAUCAGUAAUGGACACAGAGGUUGUAGCCUAUCAGACCAUUCCUGACAUUAUGCUAAUGAACGGGAAAGUCCCAUUCGGUCACGAGCUAACCAAAAACCAUGAAUCCUUUACUGUGACAUCAGGAAAAACUUACAGGUUCAGGAUAUCAAACGUUGGAACUGUACUCAGCUUCAAUUUCAGGAUUCAGAACCACAAAUUGGUGCUGGUGGAGACAGAAGGUUCAUAUACCAACCAAAUCACCCUGGAUUCGCUGGACGUCCACGUAGGCCAGUCUUAUUCCGUCCUGGUGACGAUGAACCAGGUCGAAUCGGACUAUUACAUCGUGGCAAGUCCCAAGCUGAUCAACGCCAGCGCAAACAGCAGCAGCCUUGUAGGUGUUGGAGUGCUACAUUACUCCAAUUCAAUGACAAAGUUAUCCGGCCCCUUACCGUCAGGGCCAGAUCCAUUCGACUUAGACUUCUCAAUCGAUCAAGCCAAAUCCAUUAGGUGGAACCUGACGACAGGUGCUGCCAGGCCUAACCCACAGGGGACAUUCAAUGUGAACAAUGUCACAAUAUCUCAAACCUUCAUCCUCGAAUCCUCGACUUCCCAAAUCAGAGGCGAUCCUCGCUACUCGAUCAACAAUGUCUCCUACAGAGUUCCUGACACGCCCCUGAAGCUAGCUGAUCAUUUCGACAAUGGGUCAGGAGUGUACCAACUGGACUGGUUCCCGACCAAUUCUGCGAACGACGAAGCUGCAUACGGAGUGUCUGUUGUUACAGGAGAGCACAAAGGGUGGAUCGAGCUCGUGUUCGACAACACGUUGGGUGGAUUCAUGGACACCUGGCACUUAGAUGGUUUCGGUUUCCACGUCGUCGGGAUUGGGAAAGGGAAAUGGGGCGCUGAAGCGAGGAGCAGCUACAACCUGAUUGAUCCAGUGGUGCGAUCGACGGUGCAGGUUUAUCCUGGAGGAUGGACGGCGGUUUAUGCUUUCCUGGACAAUCCUGGGAUGUGGAAUCUGAGGUCGCAGAACCUGAAGAACUGGUAUUUGGGUCAGGAAAUGUACAUUCGAGUUCACAAUGAUGAUCCUAAUCCUGCCAAGGAGCGUCCACCGCCUCCCAAUUUACUCCUCUGUGGUAAAUAUGGAAAUGGUGGCGAUGGGUCUCAGGAUCCGGUUGGGGCUCCAGCUCGUGCUCCAUCUCCGUGGUGGACAUAGACGAAGAAGAACAAGAGGGUUUUCUUCUCAAUGCAUACAGAAGUUACCCUUCAAAGUUCAAUUUUUAUGAUUAUUUAGAUUGUUACCCUUUGGUAUUAGAAAAUUCAAUUUAUCAAGUUACUAAAUGAUGCCUGAUGGCUAAAACAAAAUCCUAAACAGAGUUUGAGUUCAUUGACUAGAACGGAGGGUGCGAUGCUGAAUUGGCUUUUAUAUCGUUAAAUAAGUUGAUGAGAACCAUUGUUUAUUUCCAAUUUGAUUUGACGGCUGAGAGUGGGACGUGGAUGCCAAGUUAAAAUUUGAAUGGUUGACCUUAGACAAUGGUUAUCAAAACUGUUUUUCUUUUAAGCGGAUGUGAAGGUCUCUUAAUAGUGCUCAGUGAUUCCAUCUCGAAUGCGAGUUCAAAAUAAUUUUUUUGGUUGGUUAAAGGAAUAAGGGAUAGUGGUAUCGAAAGGGUUUUGCUUGACUCAUGAAGAUCUGUCAAUAAUUGAUUGACUCACUUGAUUGUUGUUUGGGAAGUCAUGAUUUGUUGUAAGCGCGACUCAAAUCAGUGGUGGGUUAGAGUUUAGUGAUUUAUCGAAUAACUUACUCCAUCAGAAUCAACGAAUUGUCAAUCUCACCAGCAUAAUAGAUAGCUUUACAAGUUACAACCACUAACUUCGCUGUUGAAAAGAGGAUGACGGCCGAAGACAAAUUUAAAGAAUAAGAGCAUAGACAACACAAAUUGCAAUCUACGAUAAAAUGUCAAACAUGCUCUUAGUGGGAUUUAAAAGCAAAGAGGAACUUUCCAUCCAAGAAUCAACGAAUGUCAUCGUUAACUUUGAAUCUCCCUUAUGGGGUUGUGUACUUGUGUACUACCUGAAACACAACAUUAGCAAUGAUAAGUUAAUGAGCACUUCUACUAUGCUAUAUAGCAUUAGUGCUUUAAUGUACAACUCAAAGUUGUACCAUAACAUUAAAUGUAUAAGUUUAGGUUGUACCAUAAAGCAAUUUGUAUCAUUAUGUUAUGGUACAACUUUACAACUAGAAGUUGUACCUUCACAUAAAGGUACAAGUUCAAGUUGUACCAUAAAAGAAUUUGUACAAAAAGUAUAGGUACAAUCUGAAGUUGUACCAUAACGUAAAUGUACAAUUUUAAAUUGUACCUUAAAGGCAAAAACCUAUAGCACCAAUACUAUAUAGCAUUGUAAAAUUUCUCCAAGUUAAUAACCUAUUGUUGGGCCUAUCUGGACCAAGUCCAGCCAUCAAGAUUGAUCACAAGGAAAAACCCAAAAGUCGGGCCCAAUCCCGUAAACAGAAGUCCAGCUCCUUCGAUGGCUUGUCACUGGAAGCUCAUAGUGACAAGCACACUAGCGUCUAGAAGAGUAUUGGGCCCCCAACAAAAUAUUAUGUCAUGCGCCCGAAAAGAUCUAUCGCCGCAGGACGUAGUUGAGGCACAUGACCGUAGGAAGGUACAAAGCAUUAAAUGUGGUGUUGACAUAGGGCAUAUGAAGGAGAUCAUUAUCAGAAUGAACCUUUGUAUAAAUAGGAAGAAGGUAACAACAUUUAUGGGGGGUGAACCCUCUCAGUAAAACGUCGACACAUUAACCUUUUCUUUAUAAACUCUACUAACUUUAUCGUUAGACAAAUAAUGGAUGAAGGUGUUUCACUGUGCAGGUCUAGGCGUUGCGAGAAUUCGAAGUGCAAUCCUGGUGUUCCUCUUCACAAACGAUGAAAGUAUAAUUAGUCCAUGUACUGUACCAAUCAAAGCAUUUUGAUGUUUUUUUUUAUUAUCAUUAUCAUACUUUAAUCAACAUAAAGUCAUUUUUGUGUGACGGGUACAUAGAUGAAUGAAAAUUCGAUUAGAUUGUGACUAGAGGCUGAAAGGCUUGCAAUAACAUCAUCAGUUUCGCAACGUUGUUUCUUCCAGUAUCAUCCACCAUUCCACCGUUGUCAAUUCCUAAUUAAAUAAGAAUUAACGA
Messenger RNA from Linum trigynum, 4055 nucleotides. The record is from the annotation of a GenBank genome assembly. NCBI's taxonomy places the organism in Eukaryota, Viridiplantae, Streptophyta, Magnoliopsida, Malpighiales, Linaceae.